This is a messenger RNA of Conger conger (European conger), 6632 nucleotides long. RefSeq names its product protein arginine methyltransferase 9 (gene prmt9). The coding region runs from base 172 to 2715 and encodes 847 amino acids. Gene Ontology annotation, molecular function: protein binding; protein-arginine omega-N monomethyltransferase activity. NCBI's taxonomy places the organism in Eukaryota, Metazoa, Chordata, Actinopteri, Anguilliformes, Congridae. The transcript has 13 exons. Gene Ontology annotation, biological process: peptidyl-arginine methylation. The record is from RefSeq and is a predicted model, not a curated record.
CUGAAACAAUAUGGCGGUGAUUUGAAGCAAAGCGUCGUGUUUUCUGCAGUAUCUUGUCUAAAUAUUUAUGUUUAUAAAAGGGCUCAAUGGCAUACUUCAUACAUCAGCUAAGUAGUUACAGUAACGCACGUUAGCAAACCAGCCUGCACAUCAGAGAAGACGAGCUAAAGAAUGCCGAAUGCCAGCACGCGGCCCAAGCGGGUGAGGCGGAACCGCCGGACUCCCAGGGAGGACCCGGCCAGGAACGAGCUGGUCUCCAGGUCUCUAGAGAGUGCUCAGCAAUGUCUGUUCAAUCAGGACUACGGGACCGCAUUCGUGCACUACCUCCUCGUGCUCAACCUCGCUCCUGUGCUCAAGGACUUCGCCAGGGAGUCCUUCAGGUUCACACUCUUCAAAUGGGCGGAGGAGCUGGACUCUCUGGGCCGGGUACAGGAUCUGUUUGACUGCUAUGAGCAGGCGCUGGAGCUGUUUCCUGUGGAUGAGGUCAUAGUGAACAGCAUGGGGGAACACCUCUUCAGAAUGGGCUUCAGAGAUGAAGCUGCAGGACACUUCCACAAAGCGCUGAAGCUGAAACCGGACUAUCCUGAAGCCAAGGAGAACUUCUACAGGGUGGCCAACUGGCUGGUGGAGCGCUGGCACUUCCUCAUGCUGAACGACCACCAGCGCAACAGGAAGUACCAGCAGGCCAUCCAGAAGGCUGUGCGCUCUGGCUGCGCCACUGUGCUGGACAUCGGCACCGGCACGGGAAUCCUCAGUAUGUGUGCGAAGCAGGCCGGGGCAGCUGAAGUGUACGCCUGCGAGCUCUCCAAGACCAUGUACGAGCUGGCCUGUGAGGUGAUCUCAGCCAACGGGAUGAAGGAGGACAUCAAGGUUGUCCACAUGAAGUCUGUGGAAAUGGAAGUGCCCAGAGAUCUUCCUCAGAGGGUCUCUCUGGUGGUGACUGAGACUGUGGACGCCGGUCUGUUCGGGGAAGGCAUCAUCGAGAGUCUCAUCCACGCCUGGCAUAACCUUCUGCUGCCCCCUCAGAGUUCAGGCGAUUCGCCUCGCAGCACUGCGGAGUCAGGACGGGUGAUUCCAGCUGGGGCCACUGUCUUUGGGAUGGCUGUGGAGUGCCAGGAAAUACGCAGACACCACAGGUUGUGUGUAUCAGAGGCAGGUGACCUCUCCCUGUCUGCGGCGGGGAGGCUGCACAGCCCUGUCAGCUGCUCUCCAGACGCCGAUGACUCCUCCGAGCCCUACACCACAGAGCGUCUGAGCCGGCUGCCUGGGGGGUACUCCGCCCUCACUCAGCCAUUCCAGGCCCUGGACAUCGACUUCAACAACGUGCAGGAGCUGGAAGGGCUGUGUACCCGGGACGUUACCCGCUUCAGCCUGCCUGUGACCCAGGCAGGCAUUGUGGAUGCCCUGGCCGUGUGGUUCCAGCUUCACCUGGAUGAAGAAAACAGCCUGUCGACUGGGCCCCAGGAAGACACUUGCUGGGAGCAGGCCGUCUACCCCAUCCAAACCCGCUCCAACUUCACAGUGAACCCCGGAGAUAAGCUGAUGGUGGAGGUGUCCUGCGAGGACGCCUACCUGCGCGUGAGGACCGUGGCCGCGGUGAGGGACGGCCGCGCCUUCAGCCUGGACUCCGACUGCGACUCGGGGCCUCUGGGCGGCCCCGGGCCCAACGCGUCGGCGGAAACCGAGGCCCAGCUCUGCAGCGCGCUCUCCUCCCUGCAGACCGAGUCCGUCCGGGACCACAGCUGCGUGCUGGAGUGCGCCGAAAUCGCCCUGCUCAACAACACGCACUACCACCAGAGCUUCAACAGGGCCCUGGACAAGCUGCUGGCCGGGCUGAGGCCCGGCGACGACGGCCAGGGCGAGCCGCUCUACGUGCUGGACGUCUCGGAGGGCUUCUCGGCCCUGCCGCUGAUGGCGGCCAGGCGGGGCCGCGUGAGGGCCUACAGCUCGGUGGAGAAGGAGCAGCACCAGGUGGUGCUCCGGCUGCUGGCGCAGGCCAACGGCGUCCCACAGGAGGCGCUGGAAUUCUGGCUCAACCACGUGGAGGACGACUCCAGCGUGCUGCAGAGGCCCGACGCGGAGAAACUGUGGAGCGCCAUCGUCCUGGACUGCGUGGAGACCUGCGGCCUCAUCCGACAGAAGCUUCUGGAAAAAGCCACGCUGGCCAGGUGCUUGCUGGAGGAUGGCGGGCGGAUAUUCCCCCAGCGUAUCGUGGUCUACGGCCUGCUGGUGGAGUCCGACACCCUGCUGUCAGAGAGCGCCGUCCAGGGCCGCGAGCCAACGCUGGGCUUCAACAUCGCCCCCUUCAUCAACCAGUUCACAGUGCCCGUACACGUGUUUCUGGACCUGUCCACCCUGCAAUGUAAACACCUCAGCCUGCCAAUGGAACUGUUAACCCUGGAUCUCAUGACCUCCAAUGAGAACUCCACACACCGACAAGUGGAAGUGCAGGUGACCUCCGCAGGCCGGCUCACCGCCAUCCCGUUCUGGUACCAAGUGCACCUGGACGAAGCGAUCAGCGUCAGCACCUUCACUCAGGACUCCCACUGGAAGCAGGCGGCCGUGGUGCUGCAGCACCCCCUGGAGGUGACCGCCGGAGAGACGCUGUUCCUCAGCGUCCACCUCCACAAGAGCAGCAUCUCCAUCACGGCCUCCAGGGAGGGCGAGGGGCCUGCCGCCAUGGACUCCGCCAGCUCCGCCCACUCCCUCGCCUGACCCUCGCGGCCUUCUACGCCUCAACACGAGGCGUUCGCUCGAUUCAAUUGUGACGUGUUGUAUCUGUCUACCAGACCUGGGUCCAGUAUGUAAUUGUUGUGGAUUCAAAUACUUUUCUACGCUUUACUGAGCUGGUCUGGUGUAUUGGACCCCAUGACCUAAGUGCAGAGACCUCGCCUUCUUGCUCUCUUGGUUGGUUCAAAUUCACCGGGAAAGAUCAGUCGAGCUCUGAAAAGUAUUCCAGAGUCCAGAACAGUUGUGAAUUUGACCCAGGUCUGUCUACGCAGCUGGUACUGUAAAACGUUGUUUCUAAUUGUGGGUGCUGUUGCCAAAAUGCUGCUUUUGUCAGAAAAGUACUUGCCUUCAUGUAAAUGGAGAAUUUUAAAAGAACCCAUACAGGGAAUCCGUAUUAGACAUGUCCGGUCAAGAACUCCGUUUACUAUGGAGCACUUGUACAGUAUUGACUGCUAGUUUAAAAAGGAUUUGUUGAUGGUCCAACACAAGUAUUAUUGCAAAUAGGUUAAUGUAUUUAAGAAUAAUAACUUCAGUAAAGUAUUUCUCUUUAGUAUUCUGAUAUAGCAGAACUGUGAGGUUGCACCAAAAGCAACCCUGCACUCCACAACCCUGCAGAUUAGUAGUCUGACGUGCACUGCAAUUCACAUUGUACGGACGCAUGUAUAUUUAGUUUAUAUCUGCUCUGUUUCAUCCAUUAAAUUUACUUGGGGGGAAAAAGACGACUGAAUCUAGGUUUGUCUUGGCGCAACUUUUGUGUAAUUUGUUGUUUAGAGACCUUUGAGAUUAAAUUACAAUUUGUCUUAAGAUAUUCUGGAUGUAAGUAGAGGUAUUUUUCUUCAAGUUAAAAUGUAUGAUUUGUUAAGUAGUGCAUGCUAGAAAUGGAAAGACAUCAUUGACCACCCCCUAAUGUGCGCCCAAAAUAAACCCAGAAAGUAAUGGGACUGCCUGUCUCUGUGAGGCACAGACGGGCAUAGGCCGGACAAUAUUUGUCAUGUAUCCCCCUCCCCUUGCCCUCACAACAACAUUUACAGUGCCGUGUAAAAUGUAUUUGGAAAGUGGUACAGUUUUGGUUCUUUUGGCUCUGCACUCCUGCACAUUGGCUUUGAAAUGAAACGAUGAAUAUGAGGUUGUGCCGACUUUUGAGGAAAUUAACAUCAGGUGAUCCAUGUAAGAAUUGCAUCCCUUGUUGCACAUAGUCCCACCCCGUUUUAGAGCACCGAACGUAAUUGGAUAGUUUGCUUCUCAGCUGUUUCUAAUUAGUCAGGUGUAUUGAAACGCUUCAUUAGUGCAGGUAUAAGAAAGCUUUCAGUUUUUAGUCUUUUCAGUGCCUUUUGAGUGUGUUAUUGGUGUUUGACAACAUGAGGACCUGAGUUAUAACAAUGAUGGUCAAGGAAGCCCUGAUGAUGCUGAGAAAUUUGAAAAUAACAGUCCGUGAUAUAGGCCAAACCUUACCAACAUCAACUGUUUGGAACAUCAUUAAGAAGAAACGGAGCACUAGUGAGGUUGGUAAUCACAAAGGGCCUGGUAGGCCAAGGAAGACCUUGACAGUUGGUGAUCGUCAAGAAAAAACACCUGUCCAUCCGAUCAGAAGCACUCUUCAGGAGGCAGGAAUGGAUGUGUCGGUGAUUAAUUUACACAGGCUAAGCUGCAAGAUGAAGACCAACUGUUUGCUAAGAAGUACCUAAUUGAGCCUGCAGAAUUCUGUAAAAAAGUAUUCUGGAUAGAUGUGACUGACAUUGACUUGUAUCAGAGUGAUGGCAAGAGCAAAAGCUGAAAGGAACUGCCCAAGAACCAAAGCCCCAUUAAUUUAUCUGCCUCGUAAUGGCUUCCUUGACUUUCUUUUGAAGCUGGCAGAUGGCAACAACACAAUCCAAAGCCAAUCAAAAGCCUAGAAUCAAGACCAAGAUACUAAAAGCUUUCUUAUACGUGCUCCAAGGAAGCAAUUGAAUACACCCGACUGAUCAUCAGCAUCUGAGAAGCCAACUGUCCAAUUACUUUUGGUCCCCCUAAAAUUUGGGGACUAUGGAUAAGAAAAUUUAUAAUGAGACAAAAAUUUGGGGACUAUGUAAAAGAAGGGAUACAAUUCUUUAAACCUCAUAUGCAUUGUUUCAGUUCAAAUCUAAUGUGCUGGAGAGUACAGACCAAAAAGAACAGAAGUGGUCAAAAUACUUACGGACUGCACUGUCCAUGGGCUGUAUUUUGAGGACACAAAAAGCCAUUCACUUGUGCCCACGCUCCUGCCUCAGACCUGGGCAAAGACCUUGGUUCUUUCUUUUCAGCCCUUUUUGGUCUUUGUGCUGAUGAUUAGUGGGCUUGGGUCAGUGAUCUUUGGAGUGUGGAUUGGUGGAAGUUCACAGCAAAGUGGCAUUUCAACAGAUUUGAGGAAUCUGAAAGGUCCAUACCAAAAACAUCUUGUUCUUUGACUCUUUGAUAGGGGACAGUUGGGGAAAUACAUCUGAUGAAUGGUGCCAUCCACACACAUAUGCUAAUAUGGUAACAAUAUCAUACUUAAUUGCAUCAUGCUUGGUUAUCUUAGCAAAGAAGUAUAAUAGUAGAUGUGAUUGGAAGAGGGCACAAACGACAUGCAACUGAAUGUAUCAUUGUCAGAAUUUCCAUCCUUCCGUUUUCCAUGCAGUCCUGCAGUUCACACAGGUUAGGUAGCUCAUUCAACAUAUACGGAAUAUUAGGUAGUUGGCAUCACUUUGCAUAGAGAUGUACCCAGUUCUCAAUCAAACUGUAAUGUUCAGUAUGUGCACUACUGUGAUAAAAUCUUGAAAAUCUUGAAAAAUAAUUGCUGGUUUAGCAGGCCAACUGGAUACAUGCUGUCUGACAACCAGAUAUGAUAGAAAUGACCUUCAUAAGCCAGGGUAUAAUAAUCUAUGAUCUAAAUGUCAUUGUAAUUUAACAGUAGAGGCCAUACAGAAAAAUCAAAGUAUGAUCAAGGUCAAUGAUGACAACCCAUCAUGCACAUCAUGUCAAUACAACAAGCUUUUUUACCAGUGCAAUGCAGAGGUAGAAAUGUGAAAUUCUGUAGUUGCAUCAAGAUUGCUUUUGAAAAAUGUCUGGUCAAUGCCACAACACACUUUUGUGUACACUAUAAAAGUGUAAGUGGUAUCAAUGUACCAAUGUGUCCUGAUGCAAAAUCUCUAACGUGUCAUGUCCACCAAUUUUCCCCAGUCUGCAUUUUACAGCUGACCUCAACAAGAAUAGAUCACAGUUGUUACCUGUUCAAGCUGCAAUGUGGGCAACUCGAUAUGACUCAAUUGCCCAACAUUCAAUAAUUGGCUGUCAGUAGUGCUGUUAUUUAACAGACUUUAGAAUUGCUUUACGUCCCUUUGAGUGACAUACUAAAAUUGCCACCGUGAAAAAUUGCUGCAUGUGUCUGUGAUGAGAAAUAAGGAUCAUGACAGUGAUGCUGCAACCCCGACUCCACCAAUCCAGUGUCUGCUGGGGCGGCCUGUAGCAUAGUGGUUAAGGUACAUGACUGGGAUCUGCAAGGUUGGGGGUUUGAUCCCCGGUGUAGCCACAAUAAGAUCCACACAGCCAUUGGGCCCUUGAGCAAAGCCCUUAACCCUGCAAUGCUCCAGGAGAGGACUGUCUCCUACUUAGUCUAAUCAACUGUAAGUCGCUCUGGAAAAGUGCAUCUGCCAAAUGUCAUUAAUGUAAUGUAAUGUAUUCAAACAAAAACCAGCAGGCACUGUGGCCUGCCAGGAUCCAUUUUGAGAUUCAGUCUAGCGUUUGUCGUCUGCCUUUGCAUCCACAAAACAGAGCCCUAUGUAUCAUUUGAAAGCAUGUAUGAAAUUAUAUGUUGGAGAUAAUUGUAAUGAGCAAAAGCAGGAUGUUUAGAACGGAAAUGGUUAAGCCUCACUUCUGCUCAAUAAAUAUUUUCUCCAUGACAAAUA